Molecule: messenger RNA, 4386 nt
Organism: Symbiodinium natans
Lineage: Eukaryota; Dinophyceae; Suessiales; Symbiodiniaceae
Source: the annotation of a GenBank genome assembly
AUGCGCCUCACCCGCGCGCUUCGCGCGGCACGGCGGAGGUGGGGUGUGAUCUUCGACAUCGACGGCGUACUCGUCCAAGGCUGCAAGCCCAUCCCGGGUGCUGCAGAGGCCCUCCGCGCGCUGGAUGACGCUCGCAUCCCCUACGCAUUCAUGACGAAUGGAGGCGGAGUCCUCGAGGCGGAGAAAGCUGCCGACUUGGCACAGCUGCUGGGGCGUCCAGCCCCAUUCGAGACAAACAGGAUGCUCCUCAGCCACACGCCCUUCCGAGCCUUAGCCGCUCGCUUCAGUGACCGUCGCGUGCUCAUCGUCGGCGCGAGCCGUACACCUGAAGUUGCGGCCAGUUAUGGGUUCGACUUCGCUGCAGGGCGGGCGGUCACCACAGCGCAGGUGGUCAGUGGCACCAAGGACAUCUGCCCCUUCCCGCCCCUGGCCACGAGCGCUCUGCCGGGCGUGAAUGUGAACGCCCCGGAUGCGCCCCGCAUCGAGGCCGUGCUGAUCUUCUACGAGCCCAACGACUGGGGAACCGAGCUGCAGGUGAUCACUGACGCCGUGGCCGGGGGCCGGCCUUUGGGCUCCGGCCGCGAGCAGGUGGCCGAGGUUUGGUCUUCCAACGGAGACUUCCUGUGGAAGGCCGGCUACCCUGUCUCACGCUUUGGCAACGGCGCCUUCCUGGAGAGUUUGAAGGCAGUCUGGCGCCAGCGCGCUGGAAAGCAGCUGCAGAUUCAGGAAUGUGGCAAGCCGCACAAAGUCCAGUUCGACGCCGCGGCAGCGAUGCUCGCAGAAGUGGCCGGUGUUGCUCCAAGCAGCUUCCACCGGAUCUACAUGAUUGGGGACAACCCUGCGGCUGACAUCCGCGGCGCCAAUGCGGCGGAGGGCCCCUGGAGGUCCAUUCUCGUGCGCACAGGUGUUUACCAGGGACCCUCCUACUUUGCCGGCGUGACGGCCGAGGCGCCUUGGCGGCUGGAGCCAGACGUUCGUGAGGCCGUUCGCCGGCUGCUGGCUGAGAGCAAAGAUGCUGCGAGGUUGCAGCAUGAGCCCUUCUGGGAUCACGUUCCCAUCGUACAGAGGCCAUGGAGCGUUCCUGGCCCUUGUGAGCCCGGAGCGGCCACGCUCCUGGAUGCCGGCGGAUUGGACCUGGCGAUGGACGCCAUGCACCUGCCUUCCCUGAGGGCGUAUGUGCAGCCUCUGGCCUACCAGUACUAUGCCGAUGCCUUGGAGCGCACCGAUAGGAUCGGCUGGCGCUUCCCUUCGUGGCGCGCCCAGGACCCGUCGCUGGUGGAGUCGAUGACUCUCUCCAACGGCCUUCACACGGUUUGGCACGCCUUCCAGGGAUGUGUCGAAUCUGUUGCAAUGUCUACAGAGACGCAGCCACUGGUGGGGGCCGCUGCUGGCGUAUCAGCGACUGCAGCGGUCCCAGCUGGUUCUGCGCCGGCGGCAAAAAAUGUCGCAGGCAUCGGAGCGGGCUCCAGUGGUUGUUGCAGCUGGAAGUGCUGUUGCGGAGGCGUCUGCGCAUUCUUUGCGGUGCUGGGUGUGGCACUGCUCAUCCUCAUCUGGACCACGCGAGCAGCUUCGACUUUCGUGAUAUUUGACACCACAUAUACCUAUGACAACUACUUCUUGCCCAUGACCGCCUACAUGGGCCUGGGGCUUCUCGACACGGUCUCUAUGAUGGGCUGGUACGAGGGCCUCACGGUGGACAACCCAAUGAUCGGAGAGGGCCCCGGGCCGAACACGCAGACCUUCUAUGCCUGGCACGACGUCCGCGACUUGCUUUUGGACUUUGGCCCCAGGAUCAAAAAUGGUACCAUGCAGCGCUACAACGAGUUGGGCAUGGCGGUUCAGAAUGACCGCAUGUGGCCCGAAACGAAGACCAUCGCGCUCGGCUACUCCAACAAGGAUCACGCGCUUGUGAGGCCAUAUCUGGGCAACUCCCUCGAUGGCAGCAGGGAGGAAGACGCUGACUGCGAUGGGUCAACGUGUUGGAACAGCGCUUGGCUGCGUCAGGUGUUCCGAGAGCGUUUCGCCAGCACAGACACGUUGUCGACUAGCGACUUGCCUUGGCUUGUCACCGUUGUCCUGCACAAAGUCCAUCUGAACCUUGACCUCACGGACGAGGAAGCGCAAGACUUUGCCGCUUUCAUGACAACUUUCAUCGUGCCCCAGCCGCUUGCUCCAGAAAUUGCCUACUGGACCCUCACUGACUUUCUCCUGCAGAUCUCAAGCACCCUGGAGCAGAAGGCGGCAAUCAUGUCAAGAACCAAGGAGGCCAUCAAGGCGAAGUGGCCCAAAGAAGGCUGGGAGAGCAAGGAAGAAGAGUUGACCUUGGUGGCCAGCGCCAUGGUGGACUCCCUGGCUCUGGCGGGCGGCUUGUCGGUGCCUACGGUGCUGGACUUCAUGGUCGCGCUGCUCUUCAUGGAUGAGAGCCCCGCGGCGCCCCUGACGCUGGAGGACAUGGCGAACCGCGGGAAGCUCCACAACCUCAUGCUGGAGACGAUCCGGCGCUACCCUCCGGUCGCGGGCGUUCCGCGAUGGAUCACGAACGACAAUGGCACGACGUGGACGCAUCAGAUCCCAAACGUGGCACAGGCGCUGCGUGACGCGGCGGUCUUUCCGAGCCCCCUCGAGUUCCAGCCGGGACGGCCGGGCCUCAACGUUUUGAAUGAAAGUCUCUCGAUUGGGUGGGCCGACUUCGCCCUUGUGAAUGACGAUGUCUCGGACCCCGACUCCCACUCCUGCCCUGGGAAGAGCUUGAGUGCCCAGAUCAUCCUGGCGUUCAUUAAGGAGCUGGAGGCUUCGGGACCCUGGGAGGCGGAGUCGACAGCCAUCAGCCUGAACAUCUAUAGAUCCUCGGGCGUUGUGCUGAAGAAGCAGAAGCCUUCCGGACAGUCAUGGGCAACGCAGGCCUUCGAGACCUUGCCCCUGACCUGGAUUUGCAGCAUCUACCCGUUGUCGAGCUGGAUUGAGGUCUGCCCGCUUGUCCUCGCCUGUGGCUCGACGACGUGUGACGUCGUGCACGUGCUGCACGACACCCUCGCUCGGCCGCACGAGAGGCUGGCAAGCUACGCAGGAUGCCUUGCAGCAAAGGAGUCUCAUGCCGAGGUCGAACGACGAGGGCGCAUGCUCGGUGGCGAAGCCUCUGCGGAGGCUGCUUUCCGCCUCCAACUGCCAGGUGCACCUGCUUCGGCGAAGACCGCCUUGGCCUCGGCACCCAUUGCAUGCCUCCAUACCCUGCGCCCGCUCUGGGAGCUCAGCGCGAGCUGCCUCGAAGGCUACCAGCCCCUGUUCUUGGGCCAGCGGCGACUCUCGCACGUCCUCUGCGACGCGGAGGUGCUCUCCGUGCCGCUGCUCGACUCCCAGGUGAUGAUGCACAUCCACGGCGCCGCUGGCUUCCUCCAGGCCGAUGCGUCGGGACAGACCUGGCUGCGGCUCGAGGUCCUCCACUUCGUGUCCAGCCUCGAUGGUGCGGUGCGCCUGACGGUCUACGGCCAUCAGCGGAAGGACCGAGGCUACUAUGCGCAGGCCCUGACGCUUCCGCUGGGACUCCUCCUGCGCUGGCGCUGUCGGCUCCCGGGCGAAGGCGCCGAGGUCCAGGACGCCCGGCUCAUCUCAUUCUUCGGAUACGACGCCAUCAUCUACUGCGACAUACCCGUCUCAGAUGGGCAGGUGGAAGACCUCCUUGAGAUCAGGCCGCAGCUCCUGGCAACUCCGGGCACGUGGACGCCGCCGCCGUUGCGGCUGUGUCCUGCGACGAGGCCAAAGUGGCGCCUCGCCGCCUGCACCCAGCCACUGCACACAUUCGAAAAGAUGGAGACGCUGGCGCCCGGGUUGCUGGCCGAGUUCCUGGACUACCAUUUCCUCCUGGGCAUCGAGCACAUCACCGUCUUCGACGCCGAUGGCUCCGUUGAAGAGUCACUGAAACGCUAUGAAGCCAACAGCCAGGGCCGCGGGCAGGUCGAUUACGUCAGCCACUGGCCCCAACGCUUCGGCGCGGCGCACGCGCCCCGAGGUUCGGACAACUGGCGCCCUCUGCUCUACGAAGUGGAAGCCGAGAAUUAUUGCCUCUGGCGCUAUCGAGGCCGAGCAGACUGGGCAGUUGUUCUGCACUCGCCUGACGAAUUCCUCCACGUCGUGAAUGACCCGGGGGAAGGGUCCCUGUCACGUUUUCUGGGCAAGCUGGAGGACCAGCGCGAUGCCUUCUCCCAUGUGGAGGUCCGUCAGGUGCUGUUCGGUGGGCCACCUCAGGAGGGCGCCACCAUGCCGGGACGUUUCCUGCAUCGCGAGGAGGGCAGCGGAGCGGCUGAGACGGCCGCCCACACCAUCAUCACCAACGUCGAGAACUUCGCGCAAGCAGGUGUUCACACCGCAAGGUGCAAUGGCUUGGCUUGA